Messenger RNA from Mus caroli (Ryukyu mouse), 2229 nucleotides. It is a transcript of the gene Il31ra, whose product is annotated as interleukin 31 receptor A. NCBI's taxonomy places the organism in Eukaryota, Metazoa, Chordata, Mammalia, Rodentia, Muridae. The record is from RefSeq and is a predicted model, not a curated record. Gene Ontology annotation, molecular function: protein binding.
CAGCUUUGCCGCCGGACCGUUUAAAGCUGCUUUUUAAACCUUCACGAAUAACAGCCUCUGGGUGUGAACUCUGGAAUAAUGUGGACCUUGGCACUGUGGGUAUUCUCUUUCCUCUGCAAAUUCAGCCUGGCAGUCCUGCCGACUAAGCCAGAGAACAUUUCCUGCGUCUUUUACUUCGACAGAAAUCUGACUUGCACUUGGAGACCAGAGAAGGAAACCAAUGAUACCAGCUACGUUGUGACUUUGACUUACUCCUAUGGAAAAAGCAGUUAUACUGACAAUGCUGCAGAGGCUUCGUAUUCUUUCCCCCUUUCCUGUGCAAUGCCCCCGGACAUCUGCAGUGUCGAAGUAGAAGCUCAAAAUGGGGAUGGUAAAGUUAAAUCUGACAUCACAUAUUGGCAUUUAACCUCCAUAGCAAAAACCGAACCACCUAUAAUUUUAAGUGUGAAUCCAAUUUUUAAUAGAAUGUUCCAGAUACAAUGGAAACCCUGUGAAAAGACUCGUGGGUUUCCUUUAGCGUGCAUGCUUCGGUUCAGAACUGUCAACAGUAGCCAUUGGACGGAAGUCAAUUUUGAAAACUGUAAACAGGUCUGCAACCUCACAGGACUUCAGGCUUUCACAGAAUAUGUCCUGGCUCUACGAUUCAGGUUCAAUGACUCAAGAUAUUGGAGCAAGUGGAGCAAAGAAGAAAUCGGAGUGACUAUGGAGGAAGUUCCACAUGUCCUGGACCUGUGGAGAAUUCUGGGACCAGCAGACAUGAACGGAGACAGGAAAGUGCGAUUGCUGUGGAAGAAGGCAAGAGGAGCCCCAGUCUUGGAGAAAACAUUUGGCUACAACAUACAGUACUUUGCAGAGAACAGCACUAACCUCACAGAGAUAAACAACAUCACCACCCAGCAGUAUGAACUGCUUCUGAUGAACCAGACACACUCUGUGUCCGUGACUUCUUUUAAUUCUCUUGGCAAGUCCCAAGAGGCCAUCCUGAGGAUCCCAGAUGUCCGUGAGGAGACCUUCCAGUGCAUUAAGAGCAUGCAGGCCCACAUAGCCGAGCCCCUGCUGGUGGUGAACUGGCAGAGCUCCAUUCCUGAGGUGGACACUUGGAUAGUGGAGUGGCUCCCAGAAGCUGCUGCAUCGAAGUUCCCUGCCCUUUCCUGGGAAUCCGUGUCUCAGGUCACGAACUGGACCAUCGAGCAAGAUAAACUAAAACCUUUCACAUGCUAUAAUAUAUCAGUGUAUCCAGUGUUGGGACACCGAGUCGGAGAGCCGUAUCCAAUCCAAGCUUAUGCCAAAGAAGGAGCUCCAUUAAAAGGUCCUGAGACCAGGGUGGAGAAUAUCGGUCUGAGGACAGCCACGAUCACAUGGAAGGAGAUUCCCAAGAUUGCUAGAAAUGGAUUUAUCAACAAUUACACUGUAUUUUACCAAGCUGAAGGUGGAAAAGAACUCUCCAAGACUGUUAACUCCCAUGCCCUGCAGUGUGACCUGGAGUCUCUGACACGAAGGACCUCUUACACUGUUUGGGUCAUGGCCAGCACCAGAGCUGGAGGGACCAACGGGGUGAGAAUAAACUUCAAGACAUUGUCAAUCAGUGUGUUUGAAAUUGUCCUUCUAACAUCUCUAGUUGGAGGAAGCCUUCUUCUACUUAGCAUCAAAACAGUGACUUUUGGCCUCAGAAAGACAAACCGGUUGACUCCUCUGUGUUGUCCUGAUGUUCCCAACCCUGCUGAAAGUAGUUUAGCCACAUGGCUCGGAGAUGGUUUCAAGAAGUCAAAUAUGAAGGAGACUGGAAACUCUGUGAACACAGAAGACGGGGUCCUAAAACCAUGCCCCGUCCCCGCGGAUCUCAUUGACAAGCUGGUAGUGAACUUUGAGAAUUUUCUGGAAGUAGUUUUGACAGAGGAAGCUGGAAAGGGCCAGGCGAGCCUUUUGGGAGGAGAAGCGAAUGAGUGUGUGACCUCCCCGUCUAGGCCCGACGGUCCCACAGGGAAAAGUUUUAAGGAGCCCUCCGUUUUAAUUGAGGUUGCUUCUAAAGACUCCCACAGCCCGUGUUCCAGAAUGGCGGACGAGGAGUACUCAGAAUUGGCCAGGCAGCCUUCGUCUUCCUGUCAGAGUCCAGGGCUAGCGCCUCCCUGUGAAGACCAAGCUCAGAAUCCGUAUUUGAAAAAUUCAGUGACAACCAGGGAAUUUCUUGUGCAUGAAAAUAUCCCAGAGCACAGCAAAGGAGAAGUCUGA